This is a messenger RNA of Triticum aestivum (bread wheat), 4586 nucleotides long. Its product is annotated as beta-galactosidase 4. The coding region runs from base 430 to 2607 and encodes 725 amino acids. Gene Ontology annotation, biological process: carbohydrate metabolic process. The record is from RefSeq and is a predicted model, not a curated record. Lineage: Eukaryota; Viridiplantae; Streptophyta; Magnoliopsida; Poales; Poaceae. Gene Ontology annotation, molecular function: hydrolase activity, hydrolyzing O-glycosyl compounds. The transcript is spliced from 18 exons.
UGCUGCGCCACCGCCGAGUGGAGUGAGCUCACACGCACCAAUCCCCCCUCCUCCCGUUCACCCCUUGUGACCUCUUCCAUGGAACCUCGCGCGAACGGCGUCCCCUCCCUCUGCCGUGCACAGUUACGCGGUGGCCAUCCAAAAGGCCAGGGCGGCAAAGCAAAAACAUCAAUGAAGGCGUAAGAAACAGAGGUUUUGUACUGCGCUCCCCUCCCUUCCCCUUCCCCUGCGCCAUUGCCAGUUGCCAUUUGCCACCCUCGCUCGAUUAAAUCUCCCUCCAGUCCCCCACGCUCUUCCCAUUGCCACCGCCGCUCCGCUUCAAGAAGAGCAGGUCACUCACCUCCCCCAAAGCCAGCAACUGAGCCGCCGCACGCAAACAAAGGGAGGCUGCCGGAGUGGAGAGGCGCGUCGCCCCAACCAAGGCUGGCCAUGGCGCCGCCCCUUGUCGCCGGCGGCGGCCUGCUGCUCGCUGCCUUCCUGGCAUUCUCCCUCGCGGCCUCCUCGGCCAAUGCCGCCGUCUCCUACGACCACCGCUCCCUCGUCAUCAACGGCCGGCGGCGCAUCCUCAUCUCCGGCUCCAUCCACUACCCGAGAAGCACACCAGAGAUGUGGCCGGGGCUCAUCCAGAAGGCCAAGGACGGCGGCCUCGACGUCAUCCAGACCUACGUCUUCUGGAACGGCCACGAGCCGGUGAAGGGCCAGUACUACUUCAGCGACCGGUACGACCUGGUCCGGUUCGUGAAGCUGGCGAAGCAGGCCGGCCUCUACGUCCACCUCCGCAUCGGCCCCUACGUCUGCGCCGAGUGGAACUUUGGUGGCUUUCCUGUUUGGCUCAAGUAUGUGCCCGGCAUCAGCUUCAGGACAGACAAUGGCCCGUUCAAGGCAGAGAUGCAGAGGUUCGUUGAGAAGAUCGUGUCGAUGAUGAAAUCCGAGAGGCUGUUCGAAUGGCAAGGCGGUCCGAUCAUCAUGACUCAGGUGGAGAACGAGUUUGGGCCGAUGGAGUCCGUCGGGGGCAGCGGCGCCAAGCCGUAUGCGAACUGGGCCGCCAAGAUGGCCGUCGCGACCAACACCGGCGUGCCGUGGGUGAUGUGCAAGCAAGAAGACGCCCCAGACACCGUGAUUAACACUUGCAACGGCUUUUACUGUGAUUACUUCACCCCAAACAAGAAGAACAAGCCGACCAUGUGGACUGAGGCCUGGACCGGGUGGUUUACGUCGUUCGGAGGGGCGGUCCCUCACCGGCCGGUGGAGGACAUGGCCUUUGCGGUGGCCAGGUUCAUACAGAAGGGUGGCUCCUUCGUCAACUACUACAUGUACCAUGGAGGAACCAACUUUGGACGUACCGCAGGCGGUCCCUUCAUCGCAACCAGCUACGAUUACGACGCCCCGAUCGACGAAUAUGGUUUGCUUAGGCAGCCGAAAUGGGGUCACUUGAGGGACCUGCACAAGGCCAUCAAGCAGGCUGAGCCUGUGCUGGUCUCUGGUGAUCCGACUGUCCAGUCGCUAGGGAACUACGAGAAGGCAUACGUCUUCAAGUCGAAGAAUGGAGCUUGCGCCGCCGCGUUCCUGUCAAACUACCACAUGAAUGCUGCAGUGAAAGUCAGGUUCAAUGGGAGGCACUAUGAUCUCCCUGCUUGGUCCAUCAGCAUUCUUCCAGACUGCAAAACGGCGGUUUUCAACACCGCGACGGUGAAGGAACCAACACUGCUGCCAAAAAUGCAUCUGGUGGUGCGGUUCGCUUGGCAGUCGUAUAGCGAGGACACAAACUCACUCGACGGCAGCGCCUUCACGAAGAAUGGCCUGGUUGAGCAGCUAAGCAUGACAUGGGACAAGUCAGACUACCUGUGGUACACCACAUACGUCAACAUUGGUGCCAAUGAGCUCUCGAAGAACGGCCAGUGGCCUCAGCUCACCAUCUACUCUGCUGGGCACUCGAUGCAGGUCUUCGUCAACGGAAAAUCAUACGGUUCUGUUUACGGCGGUUACAACAACCCCAAGCUGACGUAUGAUGGGCAUGUGAAGAUGUGGCAAGGGAGCAACAAGAUCUCCAUCCUGAGUUCAGCAGUUGGCCUUCCUAAUGACGGGAACCAUUUCGAGAGGUGGAACGUUGGCGUCCUCGGGCCGGUGACCGUCUCCGGGCUAAAUUCGGGGAAGAGAGACCUCAGCCAUCAGAAAUGGACAUACCAGGUCGGCCUGAAAGGUGAGUCGCUGGGGCUCCACACCGUCACCGGAAGCUCCUCCGUGGAGUGGGGCGGUCCCGGUAACAGGCAGCCACUGACCUGGCAUAAGGCCUUGUUCACCGCGCCGGCGGGGAGCGACCCGGUGGCGCUGGACAUGGGGAGCAUGGGGAAAGGGCAGAUGUGGGUGAAUGGCCACCACGUCGGCCGGUACUGGUCGUACAAGGCCCCCUCCGGCGGCUGCGGCCGGUGCAGCUACGCCGGGACGUACCGCCAGGACAAGUGCCGCUCCAACUGCGGCCAACUCUCACAGAGAUGGUACCACGUGCCGCGGUCGUGGCUGAAGCCGGGCGGCAACCUGCUGGUGGUGCUGGAGGAGUACGGCGGCGACCUCGCCGGCGUCGCCAUGGCCACGAGAAGGACGACAUGAGCUCAGAAAGAUACUAGUACUACCGCCCUGCUGAUUGGUUCGUUUCAUUUCUUGAUUGAUGAUACUACAUACGUACUCCUACUCACGAGGGACGUGUCACGUGUGGAUAACAUAUUGUUCACGAGGGAAACAAACAAAUAGUGCCAAGCUAGUAGAGAUUUUCCCCGCAAAAAAAAAAGCUAGUAGAGAUUUUAGUAGAGGGCCAGGCCAGGGAGAAGGGAUGGUAUUGACUGCGCAGAGGGGAAGAGGUGGUGGUUGGCUGGCUGGCUGGUUUCGUUUCAGCCAUCAGUGCGGCUGCACCUGCAGGAAGGGGCACGUGCAGUGCAGUGCGGCUGCAAUCAAUCAGCCAGCUCAAGCUUUCUUCUUCACGUGACUCAGGGAUACCCACCGGCCACCAGUAGAGUAUAGUGCAUGGGCUGAUUCAAUUGUUUGUUACUGCUCGUGACAACCUUUUUUAGGAAAAAGUCCAUUUUAAACCCUGAACUCGUAGACGUUCGGCGAAAUGAACCCCCAAAUUGAAAUCCCGGUCGAUUGCACCCUGAACUAUGCAAUCUCGGUCUAAAUCAAACCUUUGAGUCGUUUGGAUGGCCGGGAUUGCUGGGAUUUUCGCUGAGGGCACACACAUCCACCCAGCUGGGCCGGCCCGCUUUAUUUUUUUCCGUUAAGAACUAAAAUUUCACAAAGGGCGCUACACCUUGCUUCUGCUGGGCCGGCCCACUUUUGUUUUUUGUUAAAAUAAGCACACGGUGUACCAUGAACAUGCGACCCCGUGCUGGUGCUGUUUAAAUUUUUUCAACGUAUGUAAAAAAUGUUCAAAGUAUAUUUUUAAAGAAUUCAAUGUAUUUUAAAAAUCACAUUUGUUUCCAAGAAUUGUUGAAAACUUUGAAGAAAAAAGAAAUCUGUUGCAAUACAUUGUACUUUAAAAUUGGCACUGCAAUAUAGACAUAAUGAGAAGGUAGCUAGUGUGGUUGCCGUCGCUGCUACUUAUUCACUUUUUCAAAUUUUGUUCACAAUUUUAAAUUGUUCAGUGUACAUCAAAAAAUGAUCAACGGGUAUUUAAAUGGUUUUUCAGCACAUAUCACAAAAUUGUUGCAUAAAAUUUGUUCAGAUUAUAUUACAAAAAUGCUCAAUGUAUAAAAUUUGUUCAUCGUAUAUCACAAAAAUGUAUAAUAUAUUUAAAUUAUUUCAAUGUAUAUCACAAAAAUGUUCACUGUGUUGUUAAAAAUUGGUCAUCGUACGCCUAAAAAAUGUUCAAUGUAUAUUUGAAAAUCGUUCGUCGGAUAUAAAUUUUUGUUCAUGAUAAUUGUUCACGUUUUAACAGUUUAUUUGAGUUUUAAAUUUCUUCGAGAAAACAUUGUUCAUUUAUUUGAAUGAAGAUUAAAAAAAACAGAUAUGUCGCUGACCGUACUACUUUAAAAUUACGCUGUACUAUAAUAGCAAUCCGAAUCGCUAGCUGCACCGGCUGGCGUUGCGGCUAUCCAGCGAAAGGUCGUGUGUUCGAAUCCAACCUGCGGCAGAACUUUUUAGUUCGUUACAUCUUUUCCCCGUACGUUCGCUCGUUUCCUGGCAAUGGGCCGGCCCAUUUGCGCGAGCCCUACGUGGAAGCCCACAGGAGCUCCCGUCCGCAAGCAGCAAAGAGCGACAGAAAAAUAAAGACAAUUUUUUUUGAGCAAACAAAAAAUAUGGGCUGAUCCAGCACGGAGGAGGUCCACCAGCUAGACAAAUCCAGGUUGACAUUUGUCAGGGUUUGAUUUAAACCAGGAUUGCAUAGUUCAGGGUGCAAUCGACCAGGAUUUCGACUUGGGAAUUCGUUUCGCCAAACCUCUACGAGUUCAGGGUUUAAAAUAGACUUUUUCCCUUUUUGUACUACAGAACUUGCAUUUGCGACAUAUGAGUUGCAGGUGCGGCCAGCAUUUGUCGAUGGACGUGUAGCCUGGUUUCCCCAAGGAUAAUAAAAAGUAAACAUUUGUCCAUGUCCA